GUGAGCUCAUGGCGGCAAAAAGCAGUUCGCCGAGCCCGAGCAAACUUCCCGAGCGCGACCGAUGUGACCGAGUGACGCUUCGGCCAUCACAGCUUCCAUCACAAGCACACAAAAACUUCCACCGGCAGCAACACAAAGCACAGGCAACUAAUUUGUCGUGUAGUGUUCUCACAAUCUAUUGAAUCGCUUCGGAACAACAAACAAACAAAUGACACGGCUACUCCAACACCUAUUCUUCACAUGGCUCUCUUGCAGUCUGGCAGAUGCGUUUACUACGGCUCCCAAUCAGUUCCAAUCCUCCUUUUUGGGACAGUCAUCACCAUCACCGUCACCAUGGCACUCUUCCACUAGUAUCUCCAGUGGAGGGACAUUCAUGAGAGGCGGCACCAUCAAGAUGGACAUGGAAGAACCAUACAGCCACGCCAAAACAAAAUUCAAGGUGCCCUUGCCACAGUUCCAGACACAUUUGCACAUUCCCAAGCCUCCACAACAGCAAAAACAAGAACAAACUGUGCUUGAUAACAAAAACAGGAACAUGCAGGAGAUCGACCUAGCUCUGGCCCAACAUGGCAUGCCUUGGAAAUCUUCCAUCGAUCCUACAUAUGCCAAUCCCAGAGACCCCACAAGCCAAGAGUUGUUUUACAUGCCCUUUUUCGAAUGGCAACUCGAUUUCAUGAAGACCCACUUGACCGAUCUACGUCUUGUCCCGACCGCAUCCCAGCAAGGACAGGAUUUGACCUACCUUUCCAACCCCGAUCAACAAGUCCGCAUGGUCACCUACACAUUUUCAUCCAAAGAAUUCCGCAAAAUACGCAUGACGGUAUACGAUGCCGGAAAUCGCACUCAAGUCUUUACAUCCUUGUGGUAUCCCAACGAAGACUACAAUCUGCCCGUUUUGGGAACCGAUCUACUCCAAUUUGCCUCUGGCACGCGUCACCUCUGUGUCGUUGAUUUGCAACCCACUUCUUCUUCUACUAAGAAGUAUGAACACUUGUUGAAACCCAUUCGAGACCACUAUCCAUCACUACAGGGGCGCAUGACCAAACGAUUCUACGAUGAAUCCCAAUUCUUUUCCCAACAAAUGCUAUACAGUCGAUUUGACGAUUGGCAGGCAUCACAACAAUCACAUCCUGCCUACACGGACUUGUUUCCCGCCUACCAACAAUACGUACAAACACACUUGUCUUUGAUCCAAACUGCGACACCCAAUCCUCACACUCGGCAUUCCGUACGACAAGGACAAGCCGCUUACGAUGCCUAUUCGGCUGUACGAGAUCCGGCCCAUGCCAUGUUUGCCAAGGUAUUUGGACCCGAUGUGGCCGAUGCCUUUGUCUACGAUGUACUAUUCUCGUACAGUAAAGAACAUGACCAACAACCACAAGUAUAA
This is a messenger RNA of Seminavis robusta, 1387 nucleotides long. NCBI's taxonomy places the organism in Eukaryota, Bacillariophyta, Bacillariophyceae, Naviculales, Naviculaceae. The record is from the annotation of a GenBank genome assembly.